Pan troglodytes (chimpanzee) is the source of this 2062-nucleotide messenger RNA. It is a transcript of the gene LDAF1, whose product is annotated as lipid droplet assembly factor 1. The record is from RefSeq and is a predicted model, not a curated record. Lineage: Eukaryota; Metazoa; Chordata; Mammalia; Primates; Hominidae. The coding region runs from base 527 to 1012 and encodes 161 amino acids. The transcript is spliced from 6 exons.
AGCAGCAAGCCGCUCCAUCCGCUUCCACAGCGUGGAAGCUUUGUUCUUUCACUGUUUGCAGUAAAUCUUGCUGUUGCUCACUCCAUGCUGCCUUAGUAGCUGUAACACUCAUGGGGAAGGUCUGCAGCUUCAUUCCUGAGCCAGCGAGAGCAGGAACCCACCAGAAGGAAGAAACUCUGAACACAUCUGAACAUAAGAAGGAACAAACUCCAGACGCGCUAUCUUAAGAGCUGUAACACUCACCGGAAGGGUCCGCAACUUCAUUCUUGAAGUUGCUAUGGCCACAGGCAAAGAGGAGAGGUCGGUCAACACAGGUCCCUGUCUGGAAAGCGGCUGAGAACUGUGCAACAGCAGACCAAUGGUUGGGCUUAUCCCUCUCUCUAAUUUAUGGUUGAAGCCAUGGUUCAGAGAGGUUACUUAGUCACACACAAGAGACAGAGCGACAUGAGAGAUUGGACCGCGGGCUGCACUGGAGAAUUUACUGGUAGGAUAAUUCAUCCCUAAAGAGAUUGAAGUGAGCUUCAGAAUGGCAAAAGAGGAGCCCCAGAGUAUCUCAAGGGACUUGCAGGAACUGCAGAAGAAGCUGUCUCUGCUGAUAGACUCCUUCCAGAAUAACUCAAAGGUGGUGGCCUUUAUGAAGUCUCCAGUGGGUCAGUACUUGGACAGCCAUCCGUUUCUGGCCUUCACCUUGCUGGUGUUCAUUGUCAUGUCGGCCGUUCCUGUUGGAUUCUUCCUGCUCAUCGUGGUGCUUACCACCCUGGCUGCUCUGCUGGGGGUCAUAAUAUUGGAAGGAUUGGUCAUCUCUGUGGGUGGCCUCUCACUGCUCUGCAUCCUCUGUGGUUUGGGCUUCGUAUCACUCGCCAUGUCGGGGAUGAUGAUAGCAUCUUAUGUAGUGGUCUCCAGCCUCAUCAGCUGCUGGUUUUCUCCCAGGCCACUGACACAGCAAAACACCAGUUGUGACUUUCUGCCAGCCAUGAAGUCUGCAGACUUCGAGGGGCUUUACCAGGAAUGAGUGACUGCUCAGAGGCCGGGCUUCUUUUCAAGUACUGCUGGAUCAUACUCACCCCUUGGGAUUAUGGCUUAGAAGAAGGGGGCUGGGUAGGCAAGCACUCCUUGGCUGUGUCCUCUCGCUUUUUCACUUACUUGUAGGAUCCCGCAGCGGCCAAUUUAGGGAUUGUGUUGUUCUUGUGUUGGUUCCCAUGUAAAGAAGCAGCAGAGAAAUGCGAUGGUUCAACAGCUCGCCCUGCCCCAAGUAUGCAGACUUGACCUUGGCGGGGUCCUGGGCUUCUAGAGUCUAGCCCGUUGACCCCAGAGCCUCAGGGCUUAUGUGCAACGGUCCCAUUGGGAGCAACAGUGAUUGUUUAUAGUUUUUUGUUUUCAGAAAUGAGGGCAGCUGUUAAUUUUUUCACUCAUGUGAAACAAAAUGAAAAAAAAAAAAUCCAAAACAGAACAAGCCCUUCUGUGGUAUUUGCUUUUUAUCAGAAAGAACAGCAACAUUUGGCCUCUCCAAGUUGGAAAAUAGAGUCCAAAUGUAACUUUGUGGCCAAGAGUAUUUUCAAAAAAGUCUAAAGGUGUAGUUUCCACUGUAACUGUUGAGUACUGUUAAGUACUGUUAAUCUUUUACAUAUUUGCACUUGGUACUGUUGUAUUGUUCUAAAGAGCUUGUCCUUUAAGUAAUUUCUUUCUUUUUUUUUUGCGACGGAGUUUCCCUCUUGUUGCCCAGGCUGGAGUGCAACGGUGCAGUCUCGGCUCACUGCAACCUCCAACUCCCAGGUUCAAGUGAGUCUCGUGCCUCAGCCUCCCAAGUAGCUGGGAUUACAGGCACCCGCCACCGUGCCUGGCUAGUUUUUUUUUGUAUUUUUUUUAGUACAGAUGGGGUUUCACCAUGUUGGUCAGGCUAGUCUCAAACUCCUGACCUCAGGUGCUCCACCUGCCUUGGCCUCCCAUAGUGCUGGGAUUACAGGCGUGAGCCACUGUGCCCAGCCUAAGCCAUUUCUUAAAAUAAAAAUGCUAAAGGACUAGUAAGUAAAAAUAAAACUUCCUAUGGGAUUUCCCAGUGGAA